Phyllopteryx taeniolatus (common seadragon) is the source of this 1136-nucleotide messenger RNA. RefSeq names its product sushi domain-containing protein 2-like. NCBI's taxonomy places the organism in Eukaryota, Metazoa, Chordata, Actinopteri, Syngnathiformes, Syngnathidae. The record is from RefSeq and is a predicted model, not a curated record. The coding region runs from base 443 to 1078 and encodes 211 amino acids. The transcript has 2 exons.
GUACGCAUGGCUGCUUUCCACCAGGGCAUUGGCAAGGUCAGUGUGCUUGUGUGUAUGGAAAAAUGACACCAAAAGUGAAUGUGGAUGUGCACUCAGGAGUUCCGUUUGAGGAUUUUUGAGUUUCUUCUUUAUUAUGUAGUUGUUAUUUUUAAGAGUAAUUAGCAAUUAAUUGAUCUGCAUACUGCGCGUGCAUUUGACACGGUCUGAGUUAUAGUAAAAAAUGCAACCUAAUGCUUCCUCAAACUAAUAAUAGAAUGACAAAAAAAUAGUUUGAGAGCAAAAAACAUGUACUGUACCUUUAUGUGGUUGAUUCUUACAGAUUGAAUGGAGAUGUGCAGAGAAAGGAGAAGGACUGCGAUUGUUUAUAGAUAAUGCUGAAAUGUUUGUCACUGUUGGUAACAGCUACACACAUAUGAUGCACCGUUAAAGGCUGAUCUGUUGUAUGAAACUGAAACUGAUAACCUCUCCUUUUUGUUUGUGCGAUAAAUUAUGUUUACCAGGUGUUGUGCACCUAGGAGAGAGAGACUUUGCUGUGCGCUGUAUUUCAGUGGAUCGCUGUGCAGCUUUGUACGCUGGUGGUCUGCAUGUGCUAGUGUGGCGUGUGGAAGGUCACAACCAGCUGGCAGCCAUGGUGGAAGUUCCCCAGACCUUUUACAACCGAACAGUGGGUCUCAUGGGCCUCUGGAGUACUAACCGCUCAGAUGACUUCCUCAUGUCUGAUGGCCGGCUGCUGUCUUCAACUAACCCUAACCCGCCCUCAGAAGACAUGCUGCAUCUUUUCGGGUUGUCCUGGGCAGUCCCACAACCAGAGAGCCUGCUGUUCUCCCCCCCUCCACUGGAUAUACUUGAACCAGUCUCCCUCAACAAACUGCUGGAGGGCUUCAGUCCUAAUGAGGUGGAGGACCUGAGGAGAACCUGCCAAGGCAGCAUGCAGUGUGUCCACGACAGUUUUGCUUCCAGCAACUCAGACCUGGGGCUUCAAACCCUGAAUGCUGAGAAACAAUACAAAAAUCGGGCCCUAAUUUAUGGCAAGACUUCUGUUAAUAUUUUGAGAAUAUUAAGUAAAAUGUGUCUUUGACUAUAUAUGAUGGGUUGUGUCUUUCUGUUCUGGUAGGCAAUACACCUCCAAUAGUGAC